AUGAUUAUAUUGUUAUUAGGAAUACUAAAUGUAUAAGGGAACAUUAUUAAAAAACCAAAUGAUUAUGCAAUAAUAUUAAAUCAAAGUAUUGAAUGAUUUAUAAGAAUAGCAUAGGAGAUCAAACAUUAUGAUUUAGAAAUAAAUGAAGAAGCAAUAUUAUUUCAAUAUCCAAAUGGAUCAAUCCUAAAAAGUACAAUAACUUCUGAUAAUAAAACAUCAUUAUGUUAAGUGACUCAUGAUUAUAUUUAAAUAACAACAAAUUUAUCCAAGCAAAUAAUAAAAUAAGAUUAGGAGAUGUAUACAAAUUUAUCAGAUUAAAUUCUUGCAGCAAUAAAUAAAAAAACAACAAUAGUGUUUAUUACAGAGCAAAAUAAUUAUGUAGAAUUUGAUUUGAUAUCUUUGGAUAUAAAAAAUACCAUAGGAUUAAAUUAAUACAUUUUAGAGAAAUAAAGUUAUAAAUCAGGAAUCUAUAGUAUUGAAACUAAUUUAACAUUUUUAUUUUAUGCGAAAGUAGUUCUAAUUUUAGAUGAAACAGACACAGUUGUAACUCAAAAUAUCAAUUAAAUGGAAAGUAAUAAAAUUCUAAGCAGUUUGGGUUAAUUGUAUGUAGCAACUAAUAAAGGAUUAAUAGUUUAUGAGAUAGACAGAAAUAAUAAAUCGAUAAUCUAUAAGAAGACAAUUGAAGAGAAAUAGAAUAUUAUUGAUAUAUCUUUGGGUGGUGAAAAUGGUGAAAUAUUAUAUCUUUUAUAAUAUGAUGGAAUUCAUAUCUAUUAAAUGACUAAUGAUACAUAAUUUAAUCAACAUUAGAAUUUAUCUCAUAUUCCAAUAGAAUAUGGAAUAUCAUUUGAUUAGAAUAAUGAUUAAAGUUUAAACAUUUUGGUUCGUCCUUAGAAACAUGUAAUUUUUAUUGAUAUUGAAAUAAAUCUUGAUAAAGGAACAUGGUUUAUUGAAAGUCAACAUAAUAUUAAAAUAAAUGCCAAAGAAGUUUAUAUCAAUGAUAGAUAUGCAAUUUUGAAAGGAGUAGAUACUCAUAACAUAAUUAGACAUUCAUUGCCAAAUAUAUUCACUGUAUAAAUAUUUAUAAAUUAUAUGUUAGAGAAUAUUCAAUAAUUAUCCUUUCAUGUUAUCAAAUACAGUAUUAUUAGGAUUUCAUGAAGUGAACAUUGGAGAAAAAGAGGAUACAAUCCAUAAUUGGUACAAGAAUCAAACUAAGAAUAUGUUAUUUGGAGUUGAUACUAAUCAAAUAGUACUAUAUAAAUGGUAAAGUUUUGAUGGUUAGAUAAUAUGUAAAACAGAUGAUGUAUAAUAAAUUGGUUAGGUAAUUGUUGAAAUCAAUAAUAAUUAAGAUGUUUAUUUAUGAUGUAUAAGCUACUUUGAGUGAAUGUAAUGAAAAGAGUGAAUAUAAAGAUGAUGUUGUAAGUAAAGAUUUAAUAGUUUGUGAAUUUCAAACAAAAUUAUAUAUAAAGAUUCUUGAAGAUCAUUUAUCCUAUUAAUAAAAUAUUUUGGUUAUAAUUUGUAUAGCAUUAGGAGGAGCUCUUGUUUUCAGUAUACUUAUUUUUGUAUGUUAUCGAAAGAAAACUUAGUCUUAAUUAUAUAUAUAUUAAGAAUAAAUAAAACAAUAUGAAAAGUUUUAGGGGGAAAUUAAUAGUGAUUCACAUGGUACGAGACAAGGUACUCGUCAUCCUAAUGAAGAUAAUAAAUUUAAAAUUGAUGUAGAUGAUUAAUGA
Molecule: messenger RNA, 1727 nt
Organism: Paramecium sonneborni
Lineage: Eukaryota; Ciliophora; Oligohymenophorea; Peniculida; Parameciidae
Source: the annotation of a GenBank genome assembly